Messenger RNA from Gadus morhua (Atlantic cod), 2014 nucleotides. Its product is annotated as homeobox protein orthopedia B. The record is from RefSeq and is a predicted model, not a curated record. Gene Ontology annotation, biological process: regulation of DNA-templated transcription; neuron differentiation. Bases 198 to 1187 code for a protein of 329 amino acids. NCBI's taxonomy places the organism in Eukaryota, Metazoa, Chordata, Actinopteri, Gadiformes, Gadidae. Gene Ontology annotation, molecular function: DNA-binding transcription factor activity, RNA polymerase II-specific; DNA binding. The transcript is spliced from 3 exons.
GGCUCUUAUUUGAGGAAGCUCAUGGGUUCUUUCAACUAAUAAGCGCCUCCCCGUCGCUCUAAAGGACAUUAUAAUGCAAGGGACCUUCUUUUUUAACCACAAACCGAAUUUUCGUUCAUUUAGACGAUAUAUACUUUAUAAAUUGCCAAAGUUGUAGGAUUUUUUUUGGAACUCGUUUCGCCCUGGAGCGGUACGCUAUGCUUUCCCAUGCCGACCUCCUGGAUGCUCGGCUCGGUGAGUUAUCAUCGCUCAACUCCAGCCCCAAACUGCACUGGAUGAAGGAUGCUGCGGAGCUACUCGGACACCGAGAAGCUCUUAAGUGCCGACUGGGAGGGGUGCAGGACCAGGGGCAUCCGGGGGAAAUGGCCCCUGGUCCGGACUCUGUAGAGGGGAGCACUCUUUUGCCCGGAGACGACAUCUCGUCUGUGGGAUCCAACGCAACCGGCAUGCAGGUGAACGGAAAAGACCAAGAUAAACAACAACAGCAGCAGCAGCAGCAACAGCAGCAGCAGCAGCAGCAGAACUCCGGUCAGUCGUCGAACCAACAGAAGCAGAAGCGACACCGGACCCGCUUCACCCCGGCUCAGCUCAACGAGCUGGAGAGAAGCUUCGCUAAAACUCACUACCCUGACAUCUUCAUGCGCGAGGAGCUGGCUUUAAGGAUCGGUCUCACCGAGUCCCGCGUGCAGGUCUGGUUCCAGAACAGACGCGCCAAGUGGAAGAAGAGGAAGAAGACUACCAAUGUCUUCCGCUCCCCGGGAACGCUGCUUCCCACACACGGCCUGCAGCAGUUCUCCGCCGCGGCAGCCAUGGAGAACAGCUUGUGUUCCUUCCAUGCCAACGAUUCGCGUUGGGCCACGGGGAUGCCCGGGGUGUCCCAGCUGCAGCUCCCGCCAUCGCUUGGUCGCCAGCCCGGCAUGCCGCAGUCCUUGUCACAGUGCAGCCUCGGACCCGGACCCCCCAACUCAAUGGGCCUUUCCAACGGCCUGUCCUCCAACGGCUCCGGGCUGCAGUCCCACCUCUACCAGACGCAUUUUCCAGGAAUGUCGGCCUCUAUUUCGGGACCCAACAACGGGGGCUCCCCGCAGCUGUGUAGCUCCCCGGACAGUGAUAUGUGGAGAGGGACAAGCAUCGCGUCUCUUCGACGCAAGGCGCUGGAGCACACAGUUUCCAUGAGUUUCACCUAGUGACUUUUAACACACGCAUAAUCCCGUGGCUCUUUUAAUUUUAUUAUUUUAACACCAUGUGUGAUCAAGAUGAGAGAACGAGUCUGAAUUACUAUGUCAAGCAGGAGACUGACUGACUGUCGUCUAGAAUAGGAAUUUGAGAAAACCGCUAUUUAUCCUCGACUUGGGGUUAUUCAUCUUGAUCAUUUAAAGGAUUUGGUCCACUAUUGGUGAUAUUGUAACGAUCUAGCCGCGAUAGGCCGCAUUAAUGAGAACCAAACAAUCGUCGUAUUUAUGUUUUCACGUGGGUGCAUCUUUAUGCGCUCAUUUGUUAUUGUGUUCAGGUGAAAUUGUGUUAUAUUAUGUCAAAGGGAAAACUAUGAGGUGAGUCAACGUUUUCACACACACACACACACACACACACACACACACACACACACACACACGCACCAUAGGUGGGCCAAUCAAAGUGGUUCUCUGAGGCAUGCGCAAUGCACGUGGAUUUAACACUUGAAGUAUUUAGAAAGAUAACGGUGCCCAAAUAAUAUGAAUACACACUUUUGCUCUAGGUGGCAGAAACCCUCGCCUGCAUGAGGCGAGAGAGUAUAGGCUCCUACUACAUUUAAGUCGAUCGGAUUUUCAGUAGGCCUACUCUGUUUUAGGAUGUUUUGUGUAGAUGAAACAUUCUUGCUAUGUACCCGCUGGUCUUUUUGUGACAUGUUUUAACUUAUUGUCUGUGCUAAUUACUGACACAUUUCUUAAAUGUUUGAUCUUACAUUCAAAUACACCUUAUUGACGGGUUUGUACCAAUUUAAAUGACAAAUAAAAAGGAUUUUGAAGAAUGUCAA